UCCAUUCAGGAAGCAGCGGGUGUGAUUAGCUUAGCUAGCUUAGAUUGCUAAAAAAAAAAUCUCUUUAGGGCAAAAAUGGCGUCAGUGAACCCAUUUAAUCUCAGUGAUUCUGAAGAAGAGGCCGAACGGCGCCCUAACGAAACAGUUGACACAGAGCGGAGUCCGAGUGACGGGGCGCCAGGACCACCGCCAGGCAAUCCUUUCUCUCCGCCUGCAGACGCAGAGCCUCCGUCGCUCCUGCUGUCUAGCAACCGGACGAGCCCCAGCGGUGAGGGCAUCUCGGCGUUGGCCGCCGCCACCUCCGCUAUGGCAGGCAGCGCCGAGACGCGGGUAUCUGUAGAUGUCAUCGCUGCCCAGUUAUUGCGGGACCAAUACAUCCUCACGGCCUUGGAGUUUCACACCGAACUGCUGGAAGCAGGCAGAGAGCUCCCCCGGCUGAGGGAUUAUUUCUCCAACCCUGGCAACUUCGAGCGACAGAGCGGUACUCCACCUGCCAAAGACCAGGUACUCGGACCUGGAGGACCACUGAAUCGAGCAGGCAGCAUCAGCACCUUGGACUCUCUGGACUUUGCCCGUUACUCAGAUGACGGUAACCGAGAGACAGACGAACGGGUGGCAGUGCUGGAGUUUGAGCUACGGAAAGCAAAGGAGACCAUUCAGGCUCUGCGCGCCAACUUGACUCAGGCAGCAGAGAGCGAAGUGCCCUCUCAGGAGAGAAAAAACUUCAAGUCAAGCCCUGAAAUUCAGGAGCCUAUCCGCCCACUGGAGAAAAGAGCCUUAAACUUCCUUGUGAAUGAGUAUUUAUUGAAAAAUGAAUACAAACUCUCAUCCAUCACCUUCUCUGAUGAAAAUGAUGAUCAGGACUUUGAGUUGUGGGAUGAUGUUGGCCUCAACAUUCCCAAACCCCCCGACCUGUUACAGCUCUACAGAAGCUGUGGCACCCCCCUCUCUUCUCCUCGGGACACAGCUGAUGUGUCAGUUGGAGUGGAUUUUGUCGAUCUUCCUGGAAACUGCAUUGCCCAAGAUCCACUAAAGAAGCCUGACCUUUCACAACAGCAGCAGACAGAAGUCGUGCAAGAGUUGGAGUACCAGAUAAGCCUCCUCAAUAAUGAGAAGCAGAACCUAGCAGAGCAGAUAAAGAAACUGCAAUGUGAGAUUCAAACACUGAAGAGGACCGUUUCCUCCCCGCCUCCGACCACUUUGGACCUGGGCUCUCAGAAUACACCUAACACGUCUUCCUCUUCUGCUACCACUGCUUGCUCUGCUGACCCUCUUUCUGUGUCUUAUCCUCAGCCUACCAUGGAUAAUGGCAAGUAUCUGGACAUCCGAGGGGUUUCAGAGCCUGACAAUAACACAGACAACCUCUCUACUCAGAACACAUCACAAUUCCACCCACAGACUCACAGCAAGCUGAAGAAUAAGCCACCUGUCCAGUUUGAUCAGCCAAACAGGAAGUUAUCUCCGGCCUUCCAGCAAGCCUUGUUGUCCUUCUGCAGAAUGUGCUCCGACAGCCGCCUAGGAGCAGAGGUGUCUCGUAUAGCAGACAGCGAGGAGAGUGUGAUGCUAAUGCUGGGUCGCUGUCUCCCUCACAUCGUCCCUAAUGUCCUUCUUGCUAAACGAGAGAGAAUGGUUGCGCAUCUUUGCCAGGAGUUGAUUCCACUCAUCUUAUGUACUGCCUGCCUUCACCCAGAGCCUAAAGAGAGAGACCAGCUUCUCCACAUCCUCUUUAACCUAAUCAAGCGACCGGAUGAUGAGCAGAGACAAAUGAUUUUGACGGGCUGCGUUGCGUUUGCGAGGCAUGUGGGGCCCACACGUGUCGAGGCUGAGCUACUCCCUCAGUGCUGGGAACAGAUUAACCACAAAUAUCCAGAGAGGAGAUUGUUGGUGGCAGAGUCCUGUGGAGCCUUAGCACCUUACCUGCCUAAGGAGAUUCGCAGUUCCCUGGUGCUGUCCAUGUUGCAACAGAUGCUUGCUGAGGAUAAGGCAGACAUGGUCAGGGAGGCUGUGGUCAAGAGCCUGGGUAUAAUUAUGGGUUACAUAGAUGACCCAGAUAAGUAUUCCCAGGGUUUUGAGCUGAUGCUGCUGUCUCUUGGAGACCCAUCAGAGCGGGUGGUCAAUGCGGUCCACCAGGUCUUCAUCCCUGCCUUUGCUGCCUGGACCACAGAGCUGGGCACCCUGCACACUGCACUCAUUCCUUCUCUACUGGCACGUAUAGAGAAACUACAUACACAAGGAGAACAUGGUCUAGAUGAACACAAGCUACACGUUUUCCUGUCAGCCCUUCAGUCUCUUAUCCCUCCUCUGUUCGCUGUGGUGCUGCAGAAUGCACCCUUCACCAGCAGAGUCAAGCUCCAAGGCGACAUACCUGCAAUUGAAGUGACUCGAUUUCCCCGGCCAGCUUCUCCCCUCCAAGAUGUGGCAACCAUCAUCGGCAGCAGGGAGAUGCUGAGUGCCCUGCUGCAACUCUAUGACCACCAGCUGGAGCAUGAAGGAACCACUGGAUGGGAGAGCCUGCUAUGGGUGGUCAACCAGCUCCUACCGCAGCUCAUAGAGAUUGUGGGUCGCAUAAAUGUGACAUCAUCAACUUGUGUUCAUGAAUUUUCUCGCUUUUUCUGGAGAUUCUGCCGCACCUUUGGCAAGAUCUUCACCAACACUAAGGUUAAACCACAGUUCCAGGAGAUUCUCCGACUGUCUGAAGAGAACGUUGAUGCUUCAGCAGGGAAUGGUAUUCUCACCAAAGCCACAGUUCCUAUUUAUGCCACUGGAGUGCUGACAUGUUAUAACCAGGAGGAGGAUCGCAAGCUGUUGGUGGGUUUCCUAGAGGAUGUUAUGACAACCCUGUCUCUGUCCCAUGCACCUCUCGACAGCCUGAAGGCCUCCUUUGUAGAGCUGGGUGCCAACCCAGUGUACCAUGAACUGCUGCUAACUGUUCUGUGGUAUGGGGUGGUCCACACGUCUGCUCUUGUCCGGUGUACGGCAGCACGGAUGUUUGAGUUGAUUCUCCGAGGCAUGAGUGAAGCAUUAGUAGAUCGCCGGGCGGCUCCAGCCCUUAUAACUCUGUGCAGUGGGCCUGAAUUCUCAGUGAGGAUCUCUACUAUUCCUGCCUUUGGUACCAUAAUGGAGACUGUCACUCAAAAAGAGCUGCUGGAGCGUGUAAAGAUGCAGCUGGCGUCAUUCCUGGAAGACCCUCAGUACCAAGAUCAGCACUCUUUGCACAUGGAGAUCAUCAGGACGUUUGGAAGGGUUGGGCCCAACGCAGAGCCACGCUUCAGAGACGAGUUUGUGCUGCCACACCUUCACAAGCUUGCUCUAGCUAACAACAGCCAGAGCGUUGAAAACAAGAGGAUUGACAUUGCCACUCAGCUGUUUGAGGCCUACAGCGCCCUCUCCUGCUGCUUCAUUUCCGAGGAGGUGAUGGUCAACCAUUUCCUGCCUGGUCUCAGGUGUCUGCGUGCUGACAUGGAGCAACUCUCUCCAGAGCACGAGGUGAUUCUUAGCUCAAUGAUCAAAGAGUGUGAAAUCAAGGUGGAAAACAGAGCGAUGUCAGACCCACAAGGCUCCAUGUCAAUUGCAUCCAGUUUGGUGGGUGAGGAUGCCAAGACCAAGUUUCUAAGUAAGAUGGGUCAGCUGACUACCUCUGGCGCCAUGCUGGCCAACGUCUUCCAGAGAAAGAAGUAAUCCCAACACUGACCGAUUCAUCAUCUCGAAUAACUGACCAAACGCUGCACUCAUUGGGAGCAUUUCGUUUUACUGGGAGUAAUAAAAAAAAGCAUAUGUUCGGCUUCGAGCAGACGGAAGUCAAGUGUAUAGUUGAGUUGAUUUCGAGAAAUUUUGCUUGAAGUUGUAUUGAUUUUAAAAUCUGUGCAGCAGGACUACUUGUUAAACAGGGAUGGUUUUCGCAGUGAAAGCUUCUGAGGUUUUCCUCUGCUCGUAUUUUCCUCUCCUCAACUAUUAAUCACGACAGAUGCAUCAUCAAGGACUAGGAUUUGCUUUCAUUAGUCAGUGUUAGAAUUGUCAUGUCACAACAGAAAGAGAGGAGAGAUGAGAAGAAACUCUACAGUAUCGAGACUAACCCACAGCGAUAACGAGGAACUCGUUACCUGGACAUUUCUGGACUUGAAAGGUAUCACUGAGUUUGUUUUAAGUUUUAGUGCAGUACUUCUUGUAUCAGAAGAGCCUCACUCGUCUUUGAGAAGCAGAACUCUGAGCGCAGCCUGCGGGGGUUUCAUUUACGAUGUUAAUGGGCGCCAUUUUGGAUCAAAAGGUUCGAAAGCAGUCGCAUUAAUUAUACUGAAGGUCUGAACCACCAAAAGGCUGUGCGGAUUAAUUAGAAUGCCUUGUACAGUGUCUCUGUACGGCUCUGAAGUAUCGCCUACUUGAAACUAUUAAAAAGAAAAAGUGUCUUGCCUUUAUUUCUUCAGUCUCUGGUUUUUGUUUUGAUAGCUUCUAUUUUAUAACUUAUUUAUGUCUUAAUGAAGAAAAACAUACUUUAUUCCAACUUCCAAAGAAAUUUGCACUUCACUUUACUAUUACGUUCUUUAUUAUCUAUAUUUCUUUUGUUUAAUUCAGUCUUACACACGGAGAUUAUCACUAUUGUUAAUGAUCUUUUUUUAUCCAUUAUGGCAAUGUGAAGUUGAAGAGAACACUGAUCAUAAUUAUUCCUUCUCUGUCUGUUGCAUCUUGUCUCUCAGUGUUGCAGUGUCUCUGAUAACUGUACUUUUUUUCUAACGUGGGAAUUUGGUUCUUUUUUUUCUUUGUCGUUCGUUCAAUUUGGAUAUGCUCUAAGAGAAACCGUAAAUAAAUGUAUCAUACACUGAACUGAAGAACACGGUACUCAUUGUGUAUAUUUGAAAUUCGUGUCUUGAUGUAAUAAAAGAUGGAGAUCAGUUGUGUACUUCAAUGAACCUUC
Molecule: messenger RNA, 4909 nt
Organism: Pelmatolapia mariae (spotted tilapia)
Lineage: Eukaryota; Metazoa; Chordata; Actinopteri; Cichliformes; Cichlidae
Gene: relch
Product: RAB11 binding and LisH domain, coiled-coil and HEAT repeat containing
Exons: 31
Coding region: 76-3678 (1200 amino acids)
Biological process (GO): intracellular cholesterol transport
Cellular component (GO): trans-Golgi network; recycling endosome
Molecular function (GO): protein binding
Source: RefSeq, a predicted model, not a curated record